Molecule: messenger RNA, 341 nt
Organism: Staurois parvus
Lineage: Eukaryota; Metazoa; Chordata; Amphibia; Anura; Ranidae
Source: the annotation of a GenBank genome assembly
GGAGUAGUGGCCAUUGGUCGGGAUGAGUACGGAGUAGUGGCCAUUGGUCGGGAUGAGUACGGCGUAGUGGCCAUUGGUUUUAGCAGUUAGAUCAUUGGUGAGUUUUAGUAGAGCAGUUUCAGUGGAGUGUAGAGUUUAGAGGUGAAUGGGAGAUGGGUCUUAAGUUGUUCAGUUGGUUGUGGUUAGAGGAGCAAGGGAGUCUAAUGUGGAUGAAACUGAACUGUUGCAGACAGCAGUGGCCAGGACCGGGAAGAGAUUCUGUCAUCGAGGCCGUUAGUUGCAGAGCAGAUAAAAGAAGGGUUUAAGUUGUGAAGGUUUCUGCGGGUAAUUGGUGCGUGGAG